Molecule: messenger RNA, 1293 nt
Organism: Rotaria sp. Silwood2
Lineage: Eukaryota; Metazoa; Rotifera; Eurotatoria; Philodinida; Philodinidae
Source: the annotation of a GenBank genome assembly
GGAAUGAACUUAUUAUUUGACAUAGUGUACUUCAUCAUACCAUAAUAAAAUAUAGAAGAGAUGAUGAUAAUGUGGAAGAGGUAUUGAUAUUCAUGUAGAUCCACAAGUUAAUAAAGAUGAAGGAAUGCAUAUUUUAUUUUAAGUUAUUUACCAGAAAAUAUUCGAGUAGAAGAACAAGCUUUUGGUAAAGCAGCUAGAAAUGGAGCACAAGGUACUGGACGCUUUAUUUUAUUAGUAGAUAAAUCUAUAUAUGAAGAAAUGUAUGAUUUAAAUCACUAUACAAAUGAACAAAAAUGGAUUAAAUUAGAAAAUUUAGCAGAGAUUAUUAUUGAAGAAGAAAAAAUUCGUCGAGACAAUAAAGAAGCAGCUAGACUAUCAAAAUUGAAACAAAAGAAUAUUCUUCAUCUUGAAAUUGAAGAAGAGCUUUUUGAAAAAUUUAAUGAAUUUAAGAAAAAAAUUGCUGAAGAAAUUUUCAAAUCAUUAUUUAGUAAUAGAUUAGAAAAAUUUUGUGAGAAAUUCGUUGAAGAUUUUGAAAAUAUUUUAAAAAAUCGUUGGGCAUUUUUGUUAGAUAAAGCUAAACAAGAAAUUGAUAAUAUUACAACUUAUUAUCAAAAUAUAUUUAUUGAUCAACCCGAAGAAGCUAUUAGCAUUGGAAAAGUUUGUUUAUCAGAAAAUGAAAUUCCUAUGGCUAAGCAAUGUUUUGAAAAAGGAAUUUUAAUUGGAGAUAUUUCAGAUUUUUCACAUAUAGCGCUUGCAUAUUGUAUAAUUAAUUUAGGUACUGAAGAUUUGCAUUAUUUAUAUCAAGCCGUAGGAGAAACUAUAGAACCUUUUGAUUUGAUUUUACAUCCAAAAGAUGAUCAAAAACUAACAAAAACAGAUCAUGAACAAGGAGAAAAAUUAUAUAACUUUUUAGUUCAGCAUAAACUUAUUCGAGGAGAUCGAAUAAGAAAAGUAUUUCGAAAAGAUUCCAAUGAACGAAUUAAAAUGGAAGAGAAUAUUCGACAUCAUCUGGAUCCUUCAAUCGCAGAUGAAUUAAUUAAUUUAUUAAAUAACAAAGCUCUAUUUGAAAAGGAAGAUUUUGAAAAUAUUUUUAUAUUAGAUAAAACUAGAGUAGAAAAAGAAUUACCACAGGAGUAUGAAAAUAUUUGGAAAGACUUAGAAAAUCAAAUAGAUAUACAAGAUGUUAAAGAAUCUCUAUUUGAAAAUACUUUAGAAAAGAAGAAAUUUAAAAUCUAUUUAAAAGAAAAACAAAUUUUAAUUCAGACUAGACGAGUUAAAAUUGAAAGAUCUUAA